AUGGCUGCCAGUGCUGCUACAGCUGCAUCUCAGCUAACUGUCUUCACUUACAGCAAUGAAAGCAGCUGCGACGUGUAUAACCACCAUUUUGCAUCAAAAGUAAUUUUUUCAUUCUUUUACACUGUUCUGCUGGUCUUUGGCUCUUGUGGAAACGUCCUUGCCCUUUAUGUCACCUUCCACCGAGGGAAGAAAAUCAACUCAACUGAUCUCUACUUAAUCAACCUUGCUGUGUCAGAUGCCCUUUUCACACUUGCUCUGCCUGGAAGAAUUACUUAUUACAUCUUAGAAUUCAACUGGCCUUUUGGAGACUGGUUCUGCAGGGUGACGGCAUUCAUCUUUUACAUGAACACCUAUGUGGGCAUCUACUUUAUGACAUGUGUGAGUGUCGACCGCUACAUCGCCGUGGUCCACACUCGACGGCUUGGCAGAUUCAGAAAAGUGAGCCGAGUGAAGUAUAUCUGCAUGCUGAUAUGGUUCAUUGUGUUCCUGCAGACAAUAUCAUUGCUCUUCAGGCCCAUGACCAAGAAGAUAGGAGAUAAGCUGACCUGCAUGGAAUAUUUCAACUUUGAAGAAAUUCCUAAGCUGCCAUUUAUCCUUCUGGGCGCUUGCAUGAUUGGAUUCUGCCUACCAGUGGGGAUUAUAUUAGUUUGUUAUGUGCAGAUCAACCUAAAACUAUGCAGAGCAGCCAAAGAAAACCCUCUGACGGAUAAGAAUGGGCACCACAGAAAGGCUUUCACAAUCAUACUGGUUGUGCUCCUUGCAGUUUUGAUCUGCUUUAGUCCUUACCAUUUAAAUAUCAUUCAGUUCAUGAUCAGAAAGAUACUGUACCAGCCAUCUUGCUCAGCACAGAAAGCCUUCAAGAUGUCGCUUCAAAUCACAGUGGCUUUUAUGAACAUGAACUGUUGCAUUGAUCCAAUAAUUUACUUCUUUGCAUUUAGAGGGUAUAAGAGAAGACUCCUAAGACUAUUUAAAACCAGUGGCUCAGCUCCAUCCUCCUCCACUGGAAAGUCAUAUUCAGAAAGCAAUAGCAACAGCCACAACCAAGGAGUUUGCUCAUCCUCAGCUUAG
Molecule: messenger RNA, 1068 nt
Organism: Emys orbicularis (European pond turtle)
Lineage: Eukaryota; Metazoa; Chordata; Testudines; Emydidae
Product: G-protein coupled receptor 183-like
Exons: 1
Coding region: 1-1068 (355 amino acids)
Biological process (GO): G protein-coupled receptor signaling pathway
Cellular component (GO): membrane
Molecular function (GO): G protein-coupled receptor activity; oxysterol binding
Source: RefSeq, a predicted model, not a curated record